Dreissena polymorpha is the source of this 1877-nucleotide messenger RNA. RefSeq names its product G-protein coupled receptor 157-like. Gene Ontology annotation, biological process: adenylate cyclase-activating G protein-coupled receptor signaling pathway; cell surface receptor signaling pathway. The transcript has 6 exons. Gene Ontology annotation, molecular function: G protein-coupled receptor activity. The record is from RefSeq and is a predicted model, not a curated record. Lineage: Eukaryota; Metazoa; Mollusca; Bivalvia; Myida; Dreissenidae. Bases 722 to 1735 code for a protein of 337 amino acids. Gene Ontology annotation, cellular component: plasma membrane.
CUAUUGAUCUGUUUUGACAAACUUUAAAUGUGGCUAGACAGUGUAAAUUAUAACAGUUUAUUUCAAAAUCCCAGUUCAUUCAGUGUUAUCAUUGUUUUACAGUUUUUCUAUUUAUAUUUGAAAGUUAAAUGAUAUUCUUUUUACUUGUUAUAGUGAUCAACCGCUUUGGGUGUCAUUGAAUGUUUAUUAGGACUUUAGUACUUUUGGCUUAGUAAAUAAGCAAUCUGGGAAAACUUGGAUUAAAGUAUAUGCUUUAAGUGCCUACCCAUUUUAUUCUGUGCAGUUAGCACAGGCUAAUCUGGGACGAGGCUUGUCGCCUACUUUUUCUCACGGAUUUUCGAAGAAACCUCCUUUAAACGAAGCAGUGUAUACACACGGAAAGUGUCGUUCAUGCAGUUUGCACAGGCUGAUCCUGGACAACACUUUACGCAAAUUCAUUAAGCCCAGUUUGCCCAGAAAGCGGCUAACGUUCAUAUAAUAGUAAACUGGUAUAGGUUCAGCAAGAUUUGGUACACGUAUUUCCUAAAAUCGAGCAACGAGGAUAUCCGAUACCUACUCAGCCUGUUCAUAAUCCACCGCUGCAAAAGUGGCUGAAUACCAACUCACAUUCUUCGUGUAAUAUAAGCCAUACAUCCAGCCCGUUACAGGCGGAUGUCAUGUUACAGAGAAACAGCUUAAUAAACAGGAAAUAAGUCCAACGAUUAACCGUUGACCAUUCGUCAUGGAUGUUUUAAACAAAUCCGCUCUGUACGACUGUCUGGAUUUUGUGCCUGGAUACACAUUCGGAUUACUGUUCAUGAGCUGCUUUUCGUCGAUCGUUGGAUGUUGUGUCAUUUUCUGGACGUACCUCAAACUACCGGUAAUUCGAACCUUUUCACGAAGGUUAUUACUAUUCUUAAGUGCCGCCGACUUUUUAAAUGCAGCCGGCAAUUUGAUCGGUGGCGUCCGCUACAUGUUCUUAGAGAGAACGGUCAGCCCGUGUACGAAUCUCAAUCACUCCGACGCCGUUUGCAUAGCACAGAGUUACAUAACGACGUCUGCAAGUAUGGCGUCAUUCUUCUGGACUUCUGCCAUCGCGAUUUACAUUUUGUGUCAGCAACUGAGAGUCCAAACAGGAAUCUCGUCUGCAAAGGGGCUUAUAUUUUACAACCUUGUUUGCACUGGGAUUCCAGUGAUUAUAACAUCGGUGGCCAUUGGAAUGGAUGUCCUAGGGGCCAACAACUCUGUAGGGACAGGGGGCUGGUGCUGGAUAAGAAGCUCCUUGUCUAAUCGCACUCAGACAGUCUGGAUGUUAUUGGCGGGAAAAUUCUGGGAAAUCGCCUGCUACUUGCUUACCGCACUUGUGUUCGUGAUUGCAAAGUAUUGUAAAUUAAACGAGACGGCACACGACGACGACGCCCCGCGCAAUUCUACAAACAUAGACCUCUCCGAAAUUCGACCCCAAAAUAACAAGAUCCUCUAUUACUGCAUCAGCCUGUAUUUGUUGAGAUUAUGGGGUACAGUCAGAUUUUUUAUCGCUAUCUUCAGUGGCAACAUGGAUUCGAUAGAAAUCAGUCUGACCCAAAAGGUUUUACUCAUCAUGCAAAGCAUUGGUGACAGUUGGCAAGGGUUCUGGAACUUCUUCGUGUUCUGUCUGUUAGACGACGUGGUUCGGGAUUAUAUUUGCGCAUGUUGCCGAAGUUGUCGCAGUGGUUCCCCGCGCAUCGAAGAACUAGAACCAAUUUUACAGGAUUAAUACUGCCGCAAUUUGGUCUUCAACAGAAGCUUUACAUUUGUGCCAAAGCAACUGUUAAGAAUUAAAUAAAAUUAACUGCCACCUCUAAUUGAAUGUACAUUUACUAUGCACUUUGCUUAUUUGAAAUAAAGUAGAAUUGGUU